CGCGUACGGCAGUCGCGGCCGAGACGCACGCCCGCGUGUAGCUCUGCGUCGUACAACGAACAUUAUCGGGUAAUUACGUAGUGAUCACAGGCCUAAGUUAGUACGGACGGUGUUCAAAACUGAUUAUAAUGUCAUGCAGAUAAGAUAUAUCGAUAUAGCAGUCGUGUCGUGUGUUGCAGUGAGUAGCAUACGUUUAAAGUGUAUUCCAGUGCUUUUUGAGUUUGGAUUUUUGCGUUAGUGAGAUCAACACCACAAAAUGUCAUCACACGCGCCAUCAUCAACGACAAGGCACUGAGAACCCACCAGCCAUGCCGUCCACACGCAAACGUCUACACCGGUGACUAUUGAGCGUUACACGAUGGCGCUGUUGACCAACUCGUCAGCAGCGGGGGGUGCGACGGCGGGACCCGGCGGGCCACAGGCCCACCACUCCGCGACGCCCCUGCACCACUACUUCCACUAUCUGAAACAGCCGUCGCCGCUCGCGCAGAACCCGUACGCGCACUCGGGAGCGCAUCAUAUGGGCAUGGGGCCAGGGCCGCUCGGGGGUCUGGGCCCCUUUGGAUUGACGCCGCAUGGGUUGGAGGCUGUCGGGUUUCCUCAGGGAGUGAACCCACGUAAGCAACGCCGCGAGCGGACAACCUUCACGCGGGCGCAACUGGACGUUUUGGAGGCGCUGUUCGGCAAGACGCGGUACCCGGACAUCUUCAUGCGCGAGGAGGUUGCGCUGAAGAUCAACCUGCCCGAGUCUAGAGUACAGGUAUGGUUCAAAAACCGAAGAGCGAAAUGCAGACAACAACUCCAACAGCAAACAAACACGCAGAUCACGAGCAAAUCCUCAUCUAGCACGAAAACAACCGUCUCUAACACCCUAAAAAGCUCUUCAUCCACCUCCAAAAUUACCACAUCCAAAUCCUUGACCAGCUCCGCGAACAGCCUCACCACCAGUAACAGCAUCACUACCUCUUCCCCAAACCUUCCUAUCACUCCAACAACGUCAGUCAGCCCCCCAAUCAACGUAAUAUGCAAGAAAGAGGCCGCGGCGAACUACGAAUCGUCACCUCUCAACAAAAAUAGCUUGACCUCGCUCACGCACUACGGGAAUGACGGUAGAGCGAGCGGGAAGGAGACUGAUCCCGUCUCCAACAUCCACGGGUACGGGGUGACGCCUAAACAGGAGUUAUACAGCAGCCCAAAGAGAUUGGACUACUCCAGUAAGUUGGACUACUCGGAGAAGUCUUUCGGCAGUAACUUGGUGAAGGAUCAGUACAGCUCGCGGCUGACGGGGAACCUGACGCCGCUGGGCUCCAACUCCUCGAUAAUGACGACGCCAUCACCUCCAAUUACGCCGCAGAGUAUCAAUGGGCCAGGGAACGUGUACCACCCGGACAGCUAUAACAGCUUCCAUUGGCCAGGCAGCUCGGAUUACAUAAGGAGCUACUCUACGUCCCACCAUCAUCAGGGGUACGGGCAGAGCGCAUACAACUCGCCCUACUACCCUAGUCAGAUGGAGUACUUCAACGGUUCAUCGGUAAACCAAUCGCACGCCAGCCACCACGGCCACAACCUGACAACCAACGGCAACCAGCUGUACAACCAGGUGUCAUUCGGCAACCCAUCACCGCCGGCCGCUUGGCCGUCACACAACAUCCUCUCCUCAGGGCCGGAAUCACCAGAGAAUCAGCAGAACUCGCCCCAUCUGAGCAUGCUUCAAGCGACGCAGAUAAGUAACUUCUCCAACUCCGGGAACAGUUAUUUCGCACCGGAAAAAUACGGUAUCAACAUGGUUUAGUGGUUCUAGUCCUUGUAAAUAUUAUGUAAAUGAUUUUAUAGCGUAAUGCCGCGGUUUUUGGGGUGUUUUUAUGUUUUUCGGACGUCUGUGAUCUUGGUCUGUUUUGGAUUGGAAUUUAUAGUAACGAAACACAAACAUACUUUUUGCGAAUUUCUCUUCACAAACAGACCGUUGUACUGUGUUUUUGGUAAUUUUCAAACUUUACCAAACCACCAAACAUUUUGUGAUUAAACAUUCCGCCGUGGAAGUUUGAAAAGUAUCAAACACACUUUAACUCGUAUCAAAAUGUGUACAAAACAAAAAAACACUCUUCAAACCGCGUGUCGAUACUCAAUUGCAUUUUGGUGAAGCCGUUGCCCACAGCUGGGCGUGGGACUGUCCUCGAGCUCCCGAAGGGCCGCUCUGGGCCGUUUCUUGCGGGCCUAAUUUAUUUCUGGCCUAAACUAAAUCAAGGGCAAGAUUCAAAGUCAUGCUCCGGUACAAAAACCAUUCCAUUACCAAAAACUUCGCAAUAAAAUAUUUAAAGCAGAAUAAAGUAUGACCUUGGUCCUUGCUCUGAUUUAAAAAGAAAUCAACGAAAUAAAACGAAGGCCUAUUAAAUUAUAUCGAACUCAGACCCGAGUUAAUUUAGAUUUAUAUAUGUAUAGAAAAAAAAGAUUUAACGCUUCAAAACCGUGUAAAAAUUGAAGUCAUAUCAUAUUAUGUGAAAAAUUUAAUUCUUUCUAGGUUAUGUUUAGUGACGGAACUCGCUAAAUUCAAGCGUUUAUAGUGUUACAUAACACAGAGACUAUGGCGCCCUCUACAAUUUUAAACUAUUUAAACUAUCACAGCCUAAACUGCAGACUGAAGGCUUAAAUUCAAUAAUACUCAAUACUAAACAGUCAUUUAAAAAUGUUCUAAAUAGUUUCAAAAUUGCCGCUAGGGGCGCCACUGAGUCUGUGUUGCCAUUUGUAAAUAUUAAGAGUUAUUUUGUAUAUGUGUGUGCCCAGAUUGUAAAUGUGACGUAGUGUAAGGACUUUCGUAUUUUUUAUAUUCACCAGUGGGCGUAGUGGGACGUUACAUAUUGUAUGCUUCGUACUAUACAGGUAUCUAUGUAAAUUAUUAAAAAACUAGAUCGAUCUAGUCUGAUUUUUUUUCAUGAGUACAAAAUUUCAAUCCCAGUGGUUUUUUUCCUUGCUCUUUUAGAGCAGGAUAAUUUUGUCUUCUCUACCUACGCCCACAACCACCAGUGACAUGACCCUGCCAUAGACUAGAUUAUCUAUGGCGUCAUAGACAAACCCGCGUUGAAUGAGGGUUAAUUGUUAUUUCGAUAACCGAAAUUAUAUCGAGCAAUAUUUUAAUUUUUAAUGAAUUAAAAAUGAAAUGCUUCGAAACGCCAUUUUAAAUGUCAAAUGUAAAUUCUAAAUUUGAAAUUCGCCGGCAACGACCAAUGAGAGCUGGCGAGUUAUCACUGACAUCUCAUUGGUCGAAACGGCCAAUUUAAAAAUGGAAUUAAUGAAAUUAAAUGCUAAAGAGAUUAUUAGUUUAAUUUAAUUGUUUAUUUUAAAAUUAGUAAUUUAAUUAAUUAAAGUCCAACUGGAAGAGUGUAAGUUUGUAAUUUAUAGUAAAAGUUUUAAGGUUGGACAUAGCUAAGUUAGUUAUAAGCACGUAAGUACAGCGUUCGGUAAAGAGUCAGUGUAUUUUUUUGUAACUUAAGUUGUAUUUUAACUGAUAGCUAUUGAAAUAUUGAAUCCGAAUAUAUGCAUAUAAAAUACA
Messenger RNA from Manduca sexta (tobacco hornworm), 3547 nucleotides. RefSeq names its product homeobox protein OTX1 (gene oc). The coding region runs from base 359 to 1792 and encodes 477 amino acids. The record is from RefSeq and is a predicted model, not a curated record. Lineage: Eukaryota; Metazoa; Arthropoda; Insecta; Lepidoptera; Sphingidae. Gene Ontology annotation, biological process: regulation of transcription by RNA polymerase II. Gene Ontology annotation, molecular function: DNA-binding transcription factor activity, RNA polymerase II-specific; RNA polymerase II cis-regulatory region sequence-specific DNA binding. The transcript has 5 exons. Gene Ontology annotation, cellular component: nucleus.